Trifolium pratense (red clover) is the source of this 1168-nucleotide messenger RNA. Its product is annotated as (R)-specific enoyl-CoA hydratase-like. The coding region runs from base 218 to 715 and encodes 165 amino acids. The transcript is spliced from 4 exons. The record is from RefSeq and is a predicted model, not a curated record. NCBI's taxonomy places the organism in Eukaryota, Viridiplantae, Streptophyta, Magnoliopsida, Fabales, Fabaceae.
AAUCAAAUAAUUGUUCUAUUUUCUUAUGUCUAUCUUGAGCGCCAAUUCCCCUUUCCAUCCUCUCUGCUUCCUUUCCAUAGUGUGAACAAUUUUGCCGACUUUAAGAACUCGGGUUCUUCAACCAUUAAUCCUUUUCUUCCAUUCACAAAACCCAAUUUUUACUGUUAGUGAGGGACAGCAUCAGGGAAUUGUUUUGUUGAAUUGAGCCUUUGCAAGAAUGCUCUUCAGGAGUUUACAUUCUAGCAAAAUUCAGUAUCUGAGACGAAGGUGUUUUUCAUCUGCAACUGCUCCUCAUGUGCUUAAACUUGGGGAUGUGUUGAGAAAGACAAGGAUUUUUACUGAGGAAGAUGUACUUCAGUACUCUAAGGUGAGUCAUGAUUCUAAUCCUUUGCACAUGGAUUCGGCUGCUGCUCAAAAUGUUGGAUUUGACGGUCCGCUGGUACAUGGGAUGCUUGUUGCUUCACUUUUUCCUAAUAUCAUCUCAUCACAUUUUCCUGCAGCUGUCUAUGCAUCUCAAACCUUGAAUUUUAAGUUACCAGUCUAUAUUGGAGAUCAGGUUGUUGGUGAAGUACAAGUAACUAAUCUAAGAGUAAAUAAAAACCGAUAUCUUGCAAAGUUUAAGACAAGGUGCUUCAAGAAUGGAGAAAUUCUUGUCAUUGAAGGUGAGGCAUUGGCUUUGUUACCAACCCUUGACUAUAGAGCUGUGGAAGUAUAACAAGCAAUAGAAGCCAAUCACAAUGUUAAUCAUGAAUGCCUUUUCGUAGGAAGCAUCGGACAUACCAGUAAAAAGCUUUUGAUCUUUCUGAUUCGGAUGCAAUUGAAAUGACUCAUGCUUGAUUGUUUCAUGUCCGCAAUUUUAUCAUGUUUCGCAACAGAUCACUUUUUCUGUGCAACUCUGAAUCAAGUAGCAGAAAGAGUAUAAUCUAUGUCUAGGAUAAACCUUUGUGCAUUUUGUACCCUUUAACGCCAAUGGUUUUGGAAUAGAAGUUUAUUGUAUUAGUGAGCAAGGCUUACCUUAAUUUCGCAGCCAUUCUAGUUUUUGUUUUUAAGAUGUAGUAUUAUAUGAUGUGAUGAGAUAUUGAAAUAUGACUUAACAUUUGUGUAAAAUCUGUAUAUAUUUGUUGCUACAUAGAUAUUAAUAUCAACACAAACUAAUGUAAAUUCAUGA